AUGUCCAACCAGAGAGAGAAUGAGACUGGGGUCAGCGAGUUUCUCCUGCUUGGCAUCACUAAUGACCCACAGCAGCAACAAAUCCUCUUCUGGUCUUUCCUAUGCAUGUAUCUGCUCACAGUGAUUGGGAACACACUCAUCUUCCUGGCCAUCAGCUCUGACACCCGCUUGCACACCCCCAUGUACUUCUUCCUCGCCAACCUUUCCUUCGUUGACAUCUGCUUCACCACCAAUCUCAUCCCCAGGUUCCUGGCUAGCCACGUGUCUGGAACAGGCACCAUCUCUUAUGCCCUCUGCCUGACUCAGAUGUACUUUCUAAUUUCCUUUGGCAAUGCUGACACCUUUCUGCUGGCUGCCAUGGCCCUGGACAGAUUCGUGGCCAUUUGCUAUCCUCUACAGUACCACACCAUCAUCACCCCCCAGCUCUGUGUGGGGCUGGCAGCCAUUGUAUGGAUAUGCUCUGGCCUCAUCUCUCUGGUGCACACACUCCUCAUGAGCAGACUGACCUUCUGCUCCUCGAUUCCAGAGAUCUCUCACUUCUACUGUGAUGCUUACCUGCUCAUGAAGUUAGCCUGUUCAGACACACGCAUCAAUCAAUAUGUCUUCCUGGGAGCUGUGAUCUUCUUUGUGGCCCCCUGCAUUCUCAUUGUGGUCUCUUAUGUCCGAAUCACUGUGGCAGUCUUCCAGAUACCCUCUGCCAAGGGCAGGCACAAGGCAUUUUCCACAUGUAGUUCGCACUUGUCUGUGGUCAUCCUGUUCUAUGGGACAGUUCUGGGGAUCUAUAUACGACCUCCAGACUCCUUCUCCACCCAGGACACGGUAGCCACCAUCAUGUUUGCUGUGGUUACUCCCAUGCUGAACCCCUUCAUUUACAGCCUGAGGAACAAGGACAUGAAAGAGACAGUGACUAGGCUCCUCAACCGGGUCUCGAAGUCCUCUUAG
Grammomys surdaster is the source of this 942-nucleotide messenger RNA. Its product is annotated as olfactory receptor 1D2-like. NCBI's taxonomy places the organism in Eukaryota, Metazoa, Chordata, Mammalia, Rodentia, Muridae. Gene Ontology annotation, biological process: G protein-coupled receptor signaling pathway. The record is from RefSeq and is a predicted model, not a curated record. Gene Ontology annotation, molecular function: G protein-coupled receptor activity; olfactory receptor activity. The transcript has a single exon. Gene Ontology annotation, cellular component: membrane. The coding region runs from base 1 to 942 and encodes 313 amino acids.